AUGGAAUGGAGCUUGUGCUUCUUUGAUGGCUGCGAUUCCUCCUGGAAUGAAAUACAAACAAAGAUAUCAGAGAGGCUUCUGUAUCUGUUUGGCAACGUUUCUAAUCUCAUUAAAAAAGGCAAACUGGCUCUGAAUGUUGUCUUCACCAUGGUCUCUCGCAAAGAGUGGGGGGCAGAAGCUGUUGGCUGCAGCACCCAGCUGAUCUUGCCAGUGGACUUCCUUGUCAUACACCACAUCCCUCGACUGGAGUGUCACGACCAGAUGAUCUGUAGUCAGAGGCUGCGAGAGCUGCAGACUCAUCACAUCCACAACAACAGCUGGUGUGAUAUAGCCUACAACUUCCUGGUUGGGGACGAUGGCAGGGUGUACGAAGGUAUAGGCUGGAAAGUCCAAGGCUGGCACACCCAAGGCUACAGAAAUAAUUCCCUGGGCUUUGCCUUCUUUGGCACCAAGGAAGGCCACAGUCCCAACCUGUCUGCACUGUCAGCCAUGGAAGGCCUAAUCUCUUAUGCUGUCCGGAAGGGCCACCUGUCAUCCAGGUACUUUCAGCCACUUCUUGCGAAAGAAGAGAACUGCCUGGUGUCUCCACAGAAGGCAGGUCCAAAGAAAGCUUGCCCCAGGGCUGUUAUACGGUCUGACUGGGAGGCCAGGGAGUCCCACUGCCCCGAAAUGAACCUCCCAGCUAAGUAUGUUAUCAUCAUCCACACCUCUGGGAAGACCUGCAAUGUGUCUGACGAGUGCCGCCGGGUGGUCAGAGAUACCCAGUCCUUCUUCAUGGACAGACUCGACUCAUGCGACACUGGGUAUAACUUCCUCGUGGGUGAGGAUGGAGCCAUCUAUGAAGGGACGGGGUGGAAUGUCCAAGGCUCCCACACUGCUGGCUACAAUGACAUUGCUCUGGGCAUUGCCUUCAUGGGCACCUUCACAGGUACUCCGCCAAACGCCGCAGCUCUGGAGGCUGCCCAGAGCCUGAUCCAGUGUGCUGUGGACAAGGGAUAUUUGACUCCCAACUACCUGCUGGUGGGACAGAGUGACGUGGAGAACACCUUGUCUCCUGGGAAGGCUCUGUACAGCAUCAUUAAGACCUGGCCUCAUUUCAAGCACUGA
Messenger RNA from Trichechus manatus latirostris (Florida manatee), 1107 nucleotides. RefSeq names its product peptidoglycan recognition protein 4 (gene PGLYRP4). Gene Ontology annotation, molecular function: zinc ion binding; N-acetylmuramoyl-L-alanine amidase activity. NCBI's taxonomy places the organism in Eukaryota, Metazoa, Chordata, Mammalia, Sirenia, Trichechidae. Gene Ontology annotation, biological process: peptidoglycan catabolic process. The record is from RefSeq and is a predicted model, not a curated record.